Molecule: messenger RNA, 1912 nt
Organism: Uloborus diversus
Lineage: Eukaryota; Metazoa; Arthropoda; Arachnida; Araneae; Uloboridae
Gene: Hsepi
Product: D-glucuronyl C5-epimerase B-like
Exons: 6
Coding region: 59-1912 (617 amino acids)
Biological process (GO): heparan sulfate proteoglycan biosynthetic process
Cellular component (GO): Golgi apparatus
Molecular function (GO): heparosan-N-sulfate-glucuronate 5-epimerase activity
Source: RefSeq, a predicted model, not a curated record
GAACGCUGCUGCAGUCCGAAAAAGGCUGGAUAUGCCUGGAAACCAUCACACCUUGUGAAUGAAUUGGUUUAAAAAGUACUCUGUUCGUUCUGGCAUCGGAUGGCUACCAAAAAGUUCACUUGGUGGUCAAAGUGAUUCCCUGAUGAGGGGGCGAAUGAGUCGUCGCUUCCUGCUUGUCAUCCUUGCUUCGCUCGUCAUCUUCCUCUACUGGGUCUGGACUGGAUGUGGUACCUCGGCAGUAGAAACUGUCCCUCUACCCCCACCGCACGACCCCUGCCCGACCUUUGCCGCCCCUCCCCAUGCAGAGCCCCCCGCUGCCAGGCUCUUUGAGGCAGAGGAGGAUGAGGGGCGGCUGGGGGGUGGCAAGAGGGUGGCAUUGGAGGAAAUUGAGUGUCAGGUGAACGACGAAUUCUCCGUGUCUUGCCGGCGGGAGGGCGGAGAAGUCUAUGUGCCAUUUUCCUUGGUGCACAAGUACUUCGAGGUCAACGGCAAGGUAGUGAAACGUGGAGGGAGUGAGCGCUUUGAGUGGCAGCACAGCUACUCCAAGGUGUAUUUCCCGCGGCAGAGCUAUGAUCCAGAUGGGGCCUACCUGUGGUUCGAGAACUACAACGUCGAGGUCAGGGACAGGGUGAAGUGCAUUAGUGGCAUUGAAGGGGUUCCAGUAUCCACUCAGUGGGACACUCGUGGCCACUUCUACCCCAUCCAGAUAGCACAGUUUGGUCUGAGCCACUUCAGCAAGAACCUGACAGAGCCCGCCCCCCUUGUCCUAUUGGUGGAGGAUGGAGAGAAGACUCUACAUGGGAAGUGGCUCUACUCCAGGGUGAACAGGCCUUCCCUCAGGAGGGUGGUGGAUGCAGGGAGCACGCUCCUCGAGUUCAAGACCAGAGGUCCAGGUACAGAAAUCUCACUAUCCUUAGAAGAAGGUUUAGACGUAACCACCUUGAACUGUGAUUUAAUGUUAAUAUCCAAUGCCAGCAUGACUGUAGUGUUAAGUAGUAAUAGUGACCAGACAUUGUAUAAAAUUCAUUACGUCAUGUCAGACAUCCACGUGUCGAUCGUGGACUCCGAUGUGUAUUACGGCGUGGGGGCUAGAAACAAAUGGAGGACCCUCACGAGAGACUUGGUGAUAGAUUUGAAUAAAGGACUCCACACGGCACAGGGCAGGCACAAGAUCCCGAAGCCGAAGAAUCUUCAGGUCCGAUCCAUCAUCCUUAGAGGUCACGGUCGCAUCGACAACAUCAGCCUGAGCUCUUCCUCUCAUGUUGCUCACUUCUUCUCGGCUGCCGAUUGGUUCCUCAACCAUCAGGACAAAAACGGUGGUUGGCCGAAUACGGUCACCCGUAAACUGUCCAAUGGCAUGCUGGAACUCGCUCCGGGCUGGUACUCGGCGAUGGCCCAGGGCCAGGCCAUGUCCUUGCUGACCAGGGCCUUCAAGGCCAGUGGUAAUCUCGGAUAUCUGGAGGCUGCCCUACGUGCCACGAAGCUUUUCAAUGUCAGGUCUGAGCACAGAGGCAUCCUCACCACUUUCCUCGGGAAGUACAUCUGGUAUGAAGAGUACCCCACCAUCCCCAGUUCUUUCGUGCUCAACGGUUUCAUCUACUCCCUCUUCGGACUCUACGACGUUCAACAGAGCGGGACUCAUCCGUUGUGUCGGGAGGCAGGGAAGAUGUUCCAGAAUGGCCUGGUGUCGCUCAAGAAGAUGCUGCCUCUCUUCGACACAGGAUCCGGAUCCAUCUAUGAUCUGCGCCACUUCUCUCUGGGCGUGGCCCCCAACCUGGCCCGGUGGGAUUAUCACAGCACACACAUCAACCAACUCCUCUUCCUCAACACCAUCCACGAUGACCAGAUUCUGAGGUCUGUGGCAGAGAGGUGGACCGGGUACAUGAAGGGUAAGAAGGCCCCACACAAUUAG